Molecule: messenger RNA, 5755 nt
Organism: Passer montanus (Eurasian tree sparrow)
Lineage: Eukaryota; Metazoa; Chordata; Aves; Passeriformes; Passeridae
Gene: NID1
Product: nidogen 1
Exons: 21
Coding region: 1-4008 (1335 amino acids)
Biological process (GO): cell-matrix adhesion
Molecular function (GO): calcium ion binding
Source: RefSeq, a predicted model, not a curated record
AUGAGUGACAGUGAGCACCGUCUCCGACCUCAGGAGGUUGGGAGUGUGAGUGGAACAGCUUCGAGAAGGAGCCUGCAGCAGAGUGCUCCAAAAGGCUGGGUGGUAGGCUGUGGGUGGGUCCCCGCGGGAUGCGCGUACGCCGCUUUGCUCCCGCGGGCGAAGCCCCGGGCCAGGAGCGACCCCCGCGGCGGACCCCCGCAGCCCAGCCCGUCGGGCAGGCGGAGCGGUCGCGGGGGUCCCGGGGCCGCCCCGCCGAGCUGCCCGCGCUGGGCGCUGCUGGCCCUGGCGCUGCCCGCGCUGGCGCUGCCCGCAGAGCGGCUGGCGCUGCUGCCCCACGGCCGGGACCGCGGCGAUGCCGCGCUGGAGCCCGGGGACGAUGUGCACUCGGCGGCGCUGGAGCUGAGCACGGCGCUGCGCUUCUACGGCGCGGCCGUGCACUCCCUCUAUGUUACCACUAAUGGGAUUAUUGCAGUGAAUGAACCCUCAAGUGAAGAAAAAUACCUUGGUCAAUUCCCAGUGAGUUUUGGGGCUAUUGCUCCUUUUAUGGCUGACCUGGACACAACAGAUGGACAUGGAAAUGUGUAUUACAGAGAAGAUUCAUCCUCAGAUGUCUUGCAACUUGCAUCGGACUACAUCAAAAGAGGUUUUCCUGAGACUGCUUUUGAACCCAGCAGUGUUGUUAUUGUUACCUGGAAGCUUGUGGCUCCUUUCCAGGCACCAGGAGAAGAUCAUGCUUUGGAAGAAAAGAGAAACACGUUCCAGGCUGUCUUAGCCUCUUCUGAUUCCAGUUCCUAUGCUAUUUUCCUUUAUCCAGAAGAUGGCUUGCAGUUCUAUAGCACAUACUCCAAGAAUGACGAUGAAAAUAUUCCUGCUAUAGUUGGCUUUAGUGAAGCCUCUACAAACUACUACUUUUGGGAAAAGUCAGGAUCCUACAAUGUCAUUGCUAAUGAUGAAGACAGCAUUAGAAACCUGUACAAAAGCAGCAAUGCUGGGAAGCAGGGUGUCUGGGUGUUUGACAUUGGUAGCUCAUCUGACAGUAUCGUGCCUGCCAAAAUCAGCAACAUUUUGGAGACUGUAGAGCCCAACGAAGAAGACCAGGAGAUGACUUCUAAGCCCUUCAUGUCUGACUAUGGUUCCACUGAAAUAACACAGCAGUAUAUCACAAGUAGCACAGACAGCACUGAAGAGGAUCAGCACCUUGUCACAUACAGUGUUCCUCAGUUAGCUGCAGAAGACUUUCUGACUUCAUACCAAGAUGUAACAGGAACACCUUCAACUGAGUCUUUUUACAGUCCUCAACAUUUCCCAACAGCAAAAGCUCCACCUCGCCAGUUUCGGAUUCAGCAAUUCCCCCCACAGCCACCUCAAGUCAUAGAUGUGGAAGAAUUUGAUGAAACUGGGAUAGUGUUUCGCUACCACACAGAUGUCCAAGAGACGUGUGCUAACAACCGUCACCAGUGCUCUGUUCACGCUAUUUGCAAGGAUUAUCCCAACGGGUUUUGUUGCAGCUGUAUUGCUGGUUACAAAGGAAAUGGCAGACAGUGUGUAGCAGAAGGUUCUCCUCAGAGAGUCAACGGCAAGGUCAGAGGAAGAAUCUUUGUAGGAAACAAUCCCGUUCCAGUUAUAUUUGAGAACACUGAUCUCCACUCCUAUGUUGUGAUGAACCAAGGGCGUGCCUACACUGCUAUCAGCACAAUCCCAGAAACUUUGGGGUAUUCUUUGCUGCCUCUUGCCUCUAUUGGAGGUAUCAUAGGAUGGAUGUUUGCUGUGGAACAGCAAGGAUAUAAAAAUGGAUUCAGCAUUACUGGUGGUGAGUUUACACGGCAAACAGAAGUAACUUUUCUUGGCAACAAUGAGAAGCUGGUUGUAAAGCAGAAGUUCAGUGGCAUUGAUGAGCAUGGUCACCUCACCAUCAGCACAGAAAUGGAGGGCAGAAUACCUGAGAUCCCAUCUGGGGCAUCAGUCCAUAUAGAGCCCUACACUGAACUCUACCACACUUCUAGUUCUGUGAUCACUUCAUCGUCCUCGAGGGAGUACACGGUGACAGAGCCAGAAAGGGAUGGAGUGGCUUCCACGUACACGGGUGCCUAUCAGUGGCGCCAGACCAUCUCCUUUGAUGAAUGCAUCCACGAUGAGUCCCCCCAUUCUGCUCCUGCCACUCAGCAGCUCUCGGUGGACAGUGUGUUUGUCCUGUACAACAGAGACGAGCAGAUCCUGCGAUAUGCCAUGAGCAAUUCCAUCGGCCCCAUCAGUGAUGGUUCUGCUGAUAUUAACCGGAAUCCUUGCUACACUGGCACUCACAACUGUGACACCAACGCCGUGUGCCGUCCGGGAACUGGGAAUCGUUUCUUCUGUGAAUGUUCGAUCGGCUUCCGUGGAGAUGGAACUGUUUGUUAUGAUAUUGAUGAGUGUUCAGAGCAGCCAGGGCUGUGUGGCAGCAAUGCAGACUGCAACAACCAGCCGGGAACCUACCGCUGCGAGUGUGUUGGGGGAUACCAGUUUGCAGCAGAUGGGCAGACUUGUGUUGCUGUGGAGCACGAGGUGAACCAUUGCCUGAGGGGCACACACAACUGUGACAUUCCUCAGCGUGCUCAGUGUGUGUACACUGGAGGGUCAGCCUACAUCUGCACCUGCCUCCCUGGCUUCUCUGGAGAUGGGCGAGCCUGUGAGGAUGUAGAUGAAUGUCAACAGGGCCACUGUCAUCCAGAUGCUUUCUGCUACAAUACUCCUGGGUCCUUCAGCUGCCACUGCAAGGCAGGUUAUCGUGGGGAUGGUUUCCGAUGUGUGUUAGGAGAAGCAGAAAAGACCAAAUGCCAGCAUGAACGUGAAGUAGCUCUUGGCAGUGGAGGUGCUUUCUUCCCGAGGGAUGUAAGAGUUGGUCACUUCAUUCCCCAGUGUGAUGAGCAUGGGAAUUACCUACCCACUCAGUGCCAUGCUGGCAGUGGGUAUUGCUGGUGUGUGGAUAGGGAUGGAAAUGAGAUUGAUGGCACCAGAAGUGGUCCAGGAGUUCGACCACCAUGUCUGAGCACAGCUGCUCCCCCUGUUGUUAUUGGGCCCUCUGUUCGACCAGACACAGUACCUCUGCCACCAGGAACGCACUUGCUUUUUGCCCAAAGUGGUAAAAUUGAACAUGUUCCACUAGAGGGAAACAAUAUGAAGAAAAAUGGUGCAAAAGCACUCUUGCAUAUUCCAGACAAAGUUGUUAUUGGAGUUGCCUAUGACUGCGUGGACAAGAUCGUUUAUUGGACAGACAUCAGUGGCCCUUCCAUCAGCAGGGCCAGCCUGCAUGGUGGCGAGCCAACAACCAUAAUCAAAACAGACUUGGGAAGCCCUGAAGGGAUAGCUGUAGAUCAUCUAGGUCGCAACAUCUUCUGGACUGACUCUCAGCUGGAUAGAAUAGAAGUGGCCAGGCUGGAUGGGCGGCAGCGUCGCAUCCUUUUUGACACUGGUUUGGUGAACCCCAGAGCAAUUGUUUUGGAUCCUGUGAGAGGAAACUUGUACUGGACUGACUGGAACAGAGAAGCUCCUAAAAUUGAAACUUCAUAUAUGGAUGGCACAAACAGAAGAAUUCUUGUUAAAGAUGAUCUUGGGUUACCAAAUGGACUGACAUUUGAUCCUUAUUCCUCAAUGCUGUGCUGGGUAGAUGCAGGUACCAAGAGGCUGGAAUGCAUGAACCCUAAUCAGCUUGGUAGACGAAAGAUUGUUGAAGGGAUUCAGUAUCCUUUUGGUGUUACAAGUUAUGGGAAGAAUUUAUACUAUACAGACUGGAGAAGGGAUGCUGUCGUAGCAGUGGAUCGCACGAUUUCAUUAGAAAAUGAUAACUUCCAGCCUCACAAGCGCUCACGACUCUACGGAAUCACCACAGCCUUUGCUCAGUGCCCAGGAGGACAUAACUACUGUACAGUGAAUAAUGGUGGCUGUACUCAUCUCUGCUUGGCUACCCCAGGAGGCCGUACCUGCCGCUGCCCUGACAACACAGUUGGAGUAGAUUGUAUAGAAAGAAACUGAGCAUUAAAAUAAGCUUUAGAGCAGCAGACACCUUUUGGAAAUGUGCUGUAAACAAUUCACUCCUAUCAACACAAUCAGGCCCUAAAGAUAAGUGCUGCAUGCUGCUGACAGCAAGCCACAAUGCACCUAUGCAGACACACACGCACGCACACACACACACACAGAGGCUGGUUUUGUAGCAGUUAAGUAAGACAGAGCUGCCCAGGUUGGAUCCAAAUUCACCCUAUUCCUUGUAAAAUUAUCUCUUUGCUUUUAAAGGUAAAUGUGGAGGCCUUAGUUGCAUCUGCCCCAGACAAGGAGGAUGUUUCUCUUGGCAAAAUUGAACUAACAAAACACGGAACAGAGUAACAAGAAUGGAACUACUCAGAUCCUGAGACUGAAUUGUACCUUGGAGUGAGCAGCAGUUUUCUGCAGAAGUGGUAUGGUUAGCCCAUGUGGCAGGACUUAUCUCUAGCUGAGAAAUAAUCAGGGGUCCCAAGGUUGAACAGAUGAGAGGGAAUACCCAGUAACAGCACAUAUUUACUGCCCAAGCACGUUCCAUCUCACUACCAGUCCUUCCACUUCAAAAACUUGAAUCUCAACUUUUGGCUUCUGUACUACAGAAGUACUUUAUCCGUGUGUUGUAAGAAUUAUAAUUCUCACCCUGGCUCAUGUGACUCUUUUCUACAGCACACGAUUUGUUAUAGAUAAUCAACACUGUUUAGUGGGUAUGUUUGAAGUUUUUGUUAGGUUUUAAGAGAUUUAUCUUUCUUCUGUUUGAGGUGGAUUCCUGAGUAGUUCCCUAAAAUCCACUAAACAAAAUUUAGAUAUUUUGAACAAUUGCUGAUAGGCCAUCAAAGAAUGGAUGUUGAUUCAUUGGGAGACAAGUGGUUUUAAAGAGAUAGUCACAUUUGUUUUCUGAGAGGUUUUAAAAUAGUAUUUCUAUGUUUGAUCCUAUAAGCCUCAAAGUGGUCUCUGAAUUCUAUCUUAGCAAUCUUUCUUCUUUAUCAAACCAUGCCAUGCCUUUUUAUAGACCAUAAGAAACCAUGGCAAUUGAAAUCUGAUUUUCAGAAAGCUCAUCUCUGGUCUGGUGCUUAAAAGAAAAAAAAUAUGGUGAUGCCUUGUGCCAGUGUUCAGUAACAGCAAAUAUAGUGUUCUGAAAAUCAAAGUGAAGUUGAUGUUUUCAUCAUCAUCAGUAAGUUUGGAGAGGGGAAAUCUAAAUGCAUACUUAUAUGCAUUUAUAUGUCAAAUUAGCAGAAUAAAUCUGGAAGUGAAGUUUGGUUUCCCCUCUGUGUGGUGGGAAGGAAGCUUGCCUGCAAACCAACCUGUGGCAGAACAAAACAGGGCUUGUGAGGCUCCUGCCAGAGCACAUUUCACUGUGUGUCAUGAUCAGAGCAGUAAGCUAAUGUCCCCAUUUCCUCACUCCCUCUUCAAACACGACAGUGACAGUUUUAAACAGAGCCAAUUCUGAGUCUUAACUGUGUGACAUCUUCCUCUUUAAUUGUAUAUUUAUCAUAAAAUAACAAAACAUAUAAACAUUUUAAAGAUUUUUUGUAUAACUUUUUAUAACUUUUAAUUCAUUCUAUUCAUACACCUAAUCAGGUAUGGCUUACUGUAAAUAUCAAAAAUUUGUUGAAAUGAAGGUGCUUGAUAACUCUUUCUCCAGAAGUAUUCACAUAUCUGGUGAAAUAUUAAAGUUUACACUCUGUACAGAUAUCUACAGUACAGUCAAUAAAAAUGGUUGGUUUUUAUUUUCUGUAAAAAAUAA